Messenger RNA from Zophobas morio, 1084 nucleotides. RefSeq lists its product as uncharacterized. The coding region runs from base 114 to 917 and encodes 267 amino acids. Lineage: Eukaryota; Metazoa; Arthropoda; Insecta; Coleoptera; Tenebrionidae. The transcript has 3 exons. The record is from RefSeq and is a predicted model, not a curated record.
AUUUGGUGGGAGAGUCAGUAUCCUCCUGGUUAUUCCUGUACUGUAUUCUAAUACGGGGUUUGCGUCUGUUGUGUGUGACGUUUUUAUAACUGCUAUCAAACAGCUAAAAGAUAAUGUCUGGUAGGACAGUUCUCAGUAGACCACGCACUCGUAUCUAUGAUGCAAAUUACAAUAUUGGACAAAAUUACUACAGACCAGCUUUAGAUCGUUUAGACAAAAAAUAUUCUCCAAGGCCUCCGUCUCCUUUAAGAUCCUCUAUUGCCCGGGACAUUCUCAGCCGCCAUGAAGAAGCUUUUGCUGAUGAAGAUUUAGCAACAUCUCGGAGGCGUGCAGAAAAACACAUCGCAGAGAACAAUCUGUUUGAUUCUCGAGGAGGACGAAUUGCUCAGCGUGCUUUAGAUUUAAUUCAAAACGAUAUAAACGAAGAGACUGCUACAGCUUUGAAAAGGAUCAGAGCCAAUAAAACUGUGUCUGUUGCCGAAAACACAGACUUUGAGAGUACUGUCAACAAUAUAAAUUCACAACGUCUCCUGCAAAGAUCUGAAAAAGCACUUAGAAGUGUUGGUCUUGACGAAAAUUCUCGUAAAGCAUUGGAUGAAGACAUUAGUAUCAAAAGGCGUACUUUAAAAGUAAGUUAUGAAGGUGAUAGCGGGGAUCUUGUGAAAUGGAGACCUUUGCAAGCCACAGAGGAAAGAGAAAGUGCUGCUGCUAUUAGAGCAAAACAAUCAAGAGAUAGACUUCUUGAUUUAGAAGAUGAAAUGGCUGCUUUGAGUGAAAAACAAGCUGCUAGAGAGCGUAGAGCCGCAAGAUUCAAAGCACUUGUUGCUGAAAGCACAGAACAAACGGAAGCAGCGCAGUCCGCUAUUAAAGCAGUUAGUCUGGUAUCUCGUCGUGAACAAAGAACUUUAGAAGAAUAGUAAAAUGUUUAAAACAGAAAAUACAAACUUCUAUUGUCGCCAUUUAUUGUUACUUUUAUUUCACUUUUAUUAUGUAAUUUUUAGCAUUUGUUACUGUUAUUCUGCUUAAACUGAUUAUACUAAAUGUAUUACUGUAUCUAAUGAAAUAAAUUAGAGUAAAAAUAUAA